AUGAAAGCGCGAAGGUUCGUCCUGGCUUUCUGGCUUUCGUCGAUUACAGAACAGAGCCUCCAGGAGUGCCGGGAGGAGUACAAGAAGCCGGGGCCAACACACACCGCCUGCUUACCGCCGAACGCGAAGUGCGCCAUCGCGGCCAGAGAAGUGAACGCGGCUGAACGGAGAGUUAUCCUAGAAACGCACAACGCCUACAGGAGCAUGGUGGCCAUGGGCAAAAUCAGGUACUUUCCCGAGGCCAAGAAUAUGCAGCAGCUGUUCUGGAAUGAAGAGCUGGCUUCCGUGGCACAGGCGCUGGCCGACCAGUGCACACCAGACAGCGGAAAGCUAAUUCACGAUGAACCUGAUGCCCGUUUCACCACCAAGUUCAACUUCACGGGACAAAACUUGGCCUUCCGCGCAAGCAGUGCCCCUUUCAAAGGCCCCGACUGGCUCGGUCGGAUCGAAGCAUGGUUCAACGAGCACCCGCACUACCCGCCGAGCAGAUUGGGUAACUUCUCCUCUCGCUCCAGAGAUCCUACUGGACACUUUACGCAGCUUGUGUGGGCGACGACGCGCUACGUGGGCUGCGGCUACGUCAGUUACAAUGUCAUUCGUUACUCAAAGUUGCCGUACAUGCAGCUGUACGUGUGCAACUACGCCGACGCUGGCAACGUCCGCACGUUUCCCGUGUACGAUGCAGGUGACAUGUGCUCAGCCUGCCCCGAAGGUACCGCUUGUGUCAAAGACACCGGACUGUGCUCGUCUCUCGAAGAACGUGGCGAGUCGGGAAUGAAGGCGGGGCUUCCGCAGUCGCGUCACGGUGAACGCGGCGACCACUCUGCGUCAACUCGAAAAAGCGCAGCGCCUGAAAAUGUUCAGCCGUUGAGGUCUGCUUCCACGGUGUGUGUGAUUGCUGCGGUCUACGAUAUGAUAUUGGACUGCUGGGCUUCUGUCAUGUACCCAGAACGCCAAGAAGCGCAUAAUCUCUCAUGUCUUACUUUGACUUUUGUCUUCUUGACCCUGACGCUAUUCUCCUGA
Molecule: messenger RNA, 1023 nt
Organism: Rhipicephalus sanguineus (brown dog tick)
Lineage: Eukaryota; Metazoa; Arthropoda; Arachnida; Ixodida; Ixodidae
Product: CRISP/Allergen/PR-1-like
Exons: 1
Coding region: 1-1023 (340 amino acids)
Cellular component (GO): extracellular region
Source: RefSeq, a predicted model, not a curated record